Messenger RNA from Suillus subalutaceus, 291 nucleotides. RefSeq lists its product as uncharacterized. The annotation marks the transcript as partial. NCBI's taxonomy places the organism in Eukaryota, Fungi, Basidiomycota, Agaricomycetes, Boletales, Suillaceae. The transcript has a single exon. The record is from RefSeq and is a predicted model, not a curated record.
GGACCAUACACUGUCAUACGCCAUCCAUCAUAUACAGCAGGUAUUAUACAUCUCAUUGGCAUUUUAAUCCUGCACGGAUCGCCCACUUCAUGGCUUAGACACUCCGGAAUUUUAGAUGUUCCUGGACUCAAAUUGGUUGUGGUGGCAUGGCUGGCGCAGAUGUCACUUAUUGCGAUAAACAUCGUGCGCAGGAUCAGCCAAGAGGAUGAAGCACUAAAAUCAGCUUUCGGAGACGAGUGGGAGAGGUGGGCGAAGGUAGUUAGGUACCGACUGGUACCUGGGGUCUACUGA